Molecule: messenger RNA, 1867 nt
Organism: Ylistrum balloti
Lineage: Eukaryota; Metazoa; Mollusca; Bivalvia; Pectinida; Pectinidae
Product: E3 ubiquitin-protein ligase TRIM34B-like
Exons: 1
Coding region: 5-1867 (620 amino acids)
Molecular function (GO): zinc ion binding
Source: RefSeq, a predicted model, not a curated record
AUCCAUGGAAAUGCCUCCCGCGGACCUUCGCGAUAUCAUCUCCUGUCCAAUAUGCUACGAAGACUUUGAGGAACCGAAAGCACUGCCGUGCCUCCAUACAUUUUGUAAGGAAUGCUUACAGUUGUUGAUUUUAAAAUCUAUGGAAUCCGACGUAAAGAAAUAUUUCUUUUGUCCAUCAUGUAGAAGGAAAGUUUACGGUCCGAAAAACGUAGCGCUUGAGGAAUGGGCGGACUCUUUCCCGUCCAACCACACGAUUCGUACUUUGCAGGACAACUUCAAAAUGGAGGACUCGGAAAGUAUGUGUGAUUACCACAAGGGGAGAGUGGUGGAAUAUUACUGUACGGAUCACGAAACCACAAUCUGUUCACAGUGUUUUGUUCUGGAACACAGGCAGUGUUGCGAAGUCGAUACAGUUGAAGCCGCAGCUGACAAAACAAGAGACAAAGAGUCGGAACUGGAGGAAAAACUUCGUAGGCUUGCCAAAUGGAUGGAUAAAAAGAAAAGCAAACGACGGGAAAUUCAUACCCGCCUAAUUGAUGUUGAAGCUGCUGUACGGUCUUGGCGGAAAGAAGUCGACGAGGAAUUGGACCAAUGGGAAUCUCACGUAACGGAGCAGUUGCAGACUGUGGCAGCCAAAGAUAUCAGUCAACUGGAGCAGGCUAUCCAGCACGGCGAGCACAUCAUGCACAACCUCAAAAAUGCUAAAACUGACAUUUGUGAUAGCACGCAAAGCAAUAAGAGAAUUCUGAAAGCCAGAACUAGUAUUAGCAGCGUCAUCUCUGAAGCUACAGAGGUAAUCAAUUCUGUGGAUUCUGAUAACAGCCAUUUUCAACUUAGUUUUAAAGGAAACGAAUCCUUGAAAAAGUCUCUAUCAGGAAUUGGCAGUUUAGUUGUCCCUCAAACUACUGUUACUUCAGCAUCACUUCAAAAGAAUUUAAGUGAUGAAGCAGCAGGACCAAGGAUAUUUCCGUCUCCUACUCAGUUGGCACAGUUGGUCCAACGCUGGGAUACCUCACGCUUAAAUCCGAAUGCAACGCAAUUCAUACCGAAAGGAAAUCUCAACGUCCGAACAAGCCGGGAUAAAGACGAUUGUUUGAUCACCGGAAGUACGUUUUUACCUGAUGGGAUUCUCGCUAUCACCGACCAAAACAACGGCAAGAUUAAAUUCUUUGGCCGAUCGUUCAAUCUCUUGUCGGAAAUGGGUUUCAGCUCCGAUCCAUGGGAUGUCUGUUAUGCUGGGGGUAACGCCAUAGCUGUGAGUUUCCCUGACGACAAUUUCAUUCAAUUCUUCAAAAUCAAGGGCGGAAAAAUCACAGGUUCAAUGGGCAAUGUCAAAACUCCAGGUCGUUGCUAUGGUAUCGACAUUCGAGGACAACGACUGGCUUUCAUCUGUAGGAGCAGACAGGGGAGUUCCGUACACGUCGUUAAUCGGACAGAAGGGAAAGACUUGGGAACAUGGAUAAAAGAGAAAGCGCCUACUUUGAAACCAGGUGGGAUGUGGUAUCUGGCAUUCGAUGACAAUGGCGACAUUUUGUAUGUGACAGACGACGAAGAUAACCGUCUCAUCACUUUGGCCGUGGAUGGUAGUCAUGGUACUUCACUGAGGGUAAUCAGCACCCAAGACUUUGGGAACUACAGCACACGCGGGGUUGCAACACGUGGGCCCGAUAUUGUGGUGACAAGUCCAACUCACGUGGAAGAGUUCAGUGUAUAUUCAAAAGGACUCAGGUCACAAAUUUACAAAGCAAGAGGAGAUGUUGUCAGCGUGGACCCGAACACAAACCGUAUUUUUAUCUCGCCGCCGUCAAAGGGACAAUACGCCAAAAGUAAUAUUUGUCAAGUCCGUCAUUUUGACUGCUCCAUCUAG